UUAAACAACUUCUAGCCUGGCUUUAACUCCACUUCCCCUCUAUAAAAAACCCACUUCAACUCUAUCCAUUCUCACACAGAAACCUUUCUUUUUUAACUCAAUUUAUUCAAGAAAAGCCAAGAUUUUGUGCAAGCAACAAUGGAGGGCAAGGAGGAGGAUGUUCAUGUAGGGGCUAACAAGUACUCAGAGAGGCAGCCAUUAGGCACAUCUGCACAGACUGAUAAGGACUAUAAGGAGCCACCACCAGCUCCUUUGUUUGAGCAUGGUGAACUCACUUCUUGGUCUUUUUACAGGGCUGGGAUUGCUGAGUUUAUAGCCACUUUCUUGUUCUUGUAUGUCACUGUUUUGACUGUUAUGGGGGUUUCUAGGGCUCCUAAUAAGUGUGCUUCUGUGGGGAUUCAAGGGAUUGCUUGGGCUUUUGGGGGGAUGAUCUUUGCCCUUGUUUACUGCACUGCUGGUAUUUCAGGAGGACAUAUCAACCCUGCUGUAACCUUCGGUUUGUUUCUGGCAAGGAAGCUUUCCUUGACCAGGGCUGUGUUCUACAUGGUGAUGCAGUGUCUUGGUGCUAUCUGUGGUGCUGGUGUUAUUAAAGGUUUUGAAGGAUCUUCGAGAUUUGAGCUCAGUGGCGGUGGAGCUAAUGCUGUCAACCAUGGCUACACCAAGGGUUCAGGUCUUGGUGCUGAGAUUAUUGGAACCUUUGUUCUUGUCUACACCGUGUUUUCUGCCACUGAUGCUAAGAGAAGUGCCAGAGAAUCACAUGUUCCUAUUUUGGCCCCUCUUCCUAUCGGGUUUGCUGUGUUCUUGGUUCAUUUGGCCACCAUCCCCAUCACCGGAACUGGAAUCAACCCAGCUAGAAGUCUUGGAGCUGCCAUCAUCUACAACAAAGGGCACGCUUGGGAUGAUCAUUGGGUAUUCUGGGUUGGUCCAUUCAUUGGCGCCGCACUUGCUGCAAUGUACCACCAGAUUGUCAUCAGAGCCAUUCCUUUCAAGAGCAGAUCUUAAGUUUCGGUUUUUAAGUAUCGAUUAUGUACUGCCCCUUUUGUUGUUCUUUUCAAUGUAUGUGGAUGUUAUGUGGAUUAAUUAGCAGCUGUUGAUUAUGCAUGUAAAUUAUCAGAUUAUGCUGUAUUUAAGCUUGCCUUUGCAUCUUUAUGAAUGAGAAAUUCUCUCCUGGUUUCAACA
Messenger RNA from Daucus carota subsp. sativus, 1179 nucleotides. RefSeq names its product aquaporin PIP1-3. Lineage: Eukaryota; Viridiplantae; Streptophyta; Magnoliopsida; Apiales; Apiaceae. The coding region runs from base 139 to 1002 and encodes 287 amino acids. Gene Ontology annotation, molecular function: water channel activity. The transcript has 4 exons. Gene Ontology annotation, biological process: response to water deprivation; transmembrane transport. Gene Ontology annotation, cellular component: plasmodesma; plasma membrane; vacuole. The record is from RefSeq and is a predicted model, not a curated record.